UAAAACCCUGUUUAAACUUCUCUAGGGUUUUACCCUCCCUCAGCUUCUUCUCCCGGGCCCGUUCCUUCUUGGGUUCUACAGAAAUCCACCAUCGAAUUGCAUCGAGCUGUUGUAAUCUGAGAGUGGGAGGCAUGGGUGUCAAGUUGUGGUGAUUGUUGCUCUUAGUGUUCAACAUGUCGUCUUUGAGGAAUGCUGUUAGCAGACGUGCUCACAAGGAGCGAUCUCAACCGGAAUCAAGGAAAAAAUUUGGGUUUCUUGAAAAGCACAAGGACUAUGUUCAGCGUGCUAAGGUUUACCACAAAAAGGAGGAGACUUUACAGAUACUGAAAGAGAAAGCAAGAUUUCGGAACCCAGAUGAGUUCUACUUCAAGAUGAUCAACAGCCAAACUGCUGAUGGAGUCCAUAAAAUAAAGGGUGAGGCUAACAAGUACACUCCAGAUGAGCUUUUGCUUAUGAAGACCCAGGAUAUUGGAUAUGUCCUGCAGAAAGUGCAGAGUGAGAAAAAGAAAAUUGCAAAGAUGACUGCAACGCUGCAUUCACUUGAUAAUCGGCCUUCAAGUAGACACGUAUACUUUGCUGAAGACAGAGAAGAGGCUAGAGAGCUUCAGUCACGUGGUUCAAGAGGGGAAAUAUUGCCUGGUUCUCAGAAUAUUCCUGUUUGUAUUAAAAAGAAAACAGCGGCUUCUUAUAGGGAGCUUGAAGCAAGGAGAGCAAGAGUCCAAAAUCUGGAGAAAAUAUAUAUGGACAUGGCAAUGCAGAAGGAGUUACAGAAAAAGGGCAAAAAGCGCAAACUCCGUGAAGAUGAGAUGGUGCAACUAACAUCGGAAUCUGUAUUCAGGUGGCGGGCAGAGAGGAAGCGCUGAAUAGGAACUGGUGUGUUGCUGUCAGAAAAAAAAAACUUGAAAAAGUAUGGAGCUGAUGAGAUGUAACUGUCCAAAUCAAACGUAGUUCCCAGCUAGUCCCAACAUGGAGUUUAUCUGUUAUACGACAACUAUUUUGAAAUUAUUGUUUGCCGAUAUUGAGCAGUUUAUUUCAAUCUUUGUACAUGAAAUCGGAGUGAUAUCGACUAAUUUGUUAUACUCCUAUGAAUCAAAUAAGAAAUUCAGAUAUAACGCGAA
This is a messenger RNA of Argentina anserina (silverweed cinquefoil), 1118 nucleotides long. Its product is annotated as probable U3 small nucleolar RNA-associated protein 11. Gene Ontology annotation, cellular component: nucleolus; small-subunit processome. The transcript is spliced from 11 exons. The record is from RefSeq and is a predicted model, not a curated record. NCBI's taxonomy places the organism in Eukaryota, Viridiplantae, Streptophyta, Magnoliopsida, Rosales, Rosaceae. The coding region runs from base 174 to 863 and encodes 229 amino acids. Gene Ontology annotation, biological process: rRNA processing.